Aureobasidium musti is the source of this 991-nucleotide messenger RNA. The record is from the annotation of a GenBank genome assembly. Lineage: Eukaryota; Fungi; Ascomycota; Dothideomycetes; Dothideales; Saccotheciaceae.
AUCUAUCUUGUUUAUUCCACCAUUCAAUAUUCUGUCCCAAAUGCCUACGAUGCGCUGCCAAUAUCCCCCAUCUCGAGCAAAGAGCUCUGGCGAUGGAGACUUCUUCUUCUAUGUUGAAGGCGUAAGUUAUAUGCCUCCGUCGUCUUGUCAGAAUCUGACCUGGAGUGCANNGCUACCGCCAUACUAUACUUGGGGCAUGUUGAAGGAUCUCACCAGAAAAGCUGCUCCUUAUCCAGGAUGGACUGAGAUGGCCUCGAACCCACAAGGCAUGCANAAAGGCCGUGGCUGGAUUAAAAUCAAACGAGCCAAGGAUGCCUUCAACCUAUAUGAGUUGUUAGGUUUUCUGACGACUGGUUCACCUUGUCUGAAACCAUUGAAGGUCUACCUAUGGUCAACAGCUCGAUCACCCCCAGAAUUGCUGCGGUCCAACGACAUUCAACGCCCUAUGCAGCCAUUCUCACCCCCACAGCUUGGCACCCCCUUUUCUACUCCGAUGAGUACACUUGUGGGUAGCACACCUAUGAACACUCCCAUGAGCACACCUAUGAGUACGCCUAUACACAUGAGUCCGGUACUCCACCAAACACCUCCAUUCGGUUCGAAGAACAUGAGUCCGACCUAUGUAUACACCUCAAAUCACCGUCCCAUCAACGCCACAGGUGGACUCGUACGAGCCGAGUCAAAAGGUAUCUUUAUAAAUCAAUUGGACUAUGCCAUCGAUCAGCGGCAACUAGAGGAGUACCUGCGCAGAAUCGGUUCCUUCGACAGCUGCGAGAUCCGACGGGAUCCUGCUAGUGGACGAUCGCGCGGCACUGCAACAGCCAAGUUUGCAAGUGCAGAGGCGGCUGCCAGAGCAAUUCAGGUGCUGCACGGUCAGAAGAUCAUGAGCAAAACGAUCAGUGUGCGUUUCGAUACUGAAAAGGAAGCAGUCACAACAAAGAGCUCAGUCAAAAGUUAUCAUGGAGGGCUCAUCAUCGCUAAUGGCUCACAA